GCCAAACCGGGCCGGCGGCCAUUUUGAGGCCCCGCCUUUCCCGCCAACGCGGGUGUACCGCCGCCGCUGCCGCCAAAGCGCCGAGGAGAAUGGCGUUGAAGCAGAUUUCCAGCAACAAGUGCUUUGGGGGAUUGCAGAAAGUUUUUGAACACGAGAGUGUGGAGCUAAAAUGUAAAAUGAAAUUUGCUGUCUACUUACCACCAAAGGCAGAAACUGGAAAGUGCCCUGCCCUGUAUUGGCUCUCUGGUUUAACUUGCACAGAACAAAAUUUUAUAUCAAAAUCUGGUUAUCAUCAGGCUGCCUCAGAACACGGCCUUGUUGUCAUCGCUCCAGAUACCAGUCUGUGUCAGCAUUUGCUCCAAUUUGCAACCCAGUGCUCUGUCCUUGGGGCAAAAAAGCCUUUACUGGAUAUUUGGGAACAGAUCAAAGUAAAUGGAAGACUUAUGAUGCGACCCAUCUUGUGAAAUCUUAUCCAGGUUCACAACUAGACAUACUGAUUGAUCAAGGAAAAGAUGACCAGUUCCUUUCAGAUGGACAGCUACUCCCAGAUAACUUCAUCGCUGCCUGUACAGAAAAGAAAAUCCCUGUUGUUUUUAGAUUACAAGAGGGUUAUGAUCAUAGUUACUACUUCAUUGCCACCUUUAUUGCUGAUCACAUCAGACAUCAUGCAAAAUACCUGAAUGCAUGAAGAACUUCUGAUGAAAUUAUCUCAAGAUUAUAAAAGUUGAAAGAAUUGAUGAGAAAAAAGGAUUAUUAAAUACAGGAUUUCUAAUGCUAAAAGAGCUUCCUUCCACAGUUGAAUCACCUUUUGAAUGAAUACAUAAAACCUGCUUCUGAUUUUAAAAGUGACUUUACAUAGGAAAAUUUUAAUAAUUCUUUUUUGCUGUCAUUAGAAGUCUUUGUUAUAUUAACCUUAAGUCACUGAAUGUGAGUAUAAUCCUCUUCAUAUCAUAGAAUACUAACUGUGGAACAGAGGACUUAAAGAUUAUUUAGCCCAGAUUCCCCGUUUUUCCAGACUUUCAGCAUUUGAAAUCAUGGACUGUUGACUUGAUUUGUAGAAGGCAUUUAAUUAGUGGUUGCCAGCGAUAGAGCAAGGAAGUAGGCUCAGAAAAGUGAAAAGAAUACCACCAUUAUAUCUGUGGGACUGCUAAGACUAGAAAACAAGUUUCUAAAACUCCAGUCCAAAGAUUUUUCUUAUUUUUUGAGCUGACUAAAUCUGUGAGUGUUGGUUGUUGUGAUAAGUCUCUCAUGAAUUAAAUACGGUAAAUCCCUGACUUAAAAACCAGCCAGAGAACGUUCAUAAAUCAGAUCCCGUUUAUAAGUCCGACAAAGUGAGUCUUGUAUACCUUUGACACACAUGUACAGUGUUAAGCGUAAAAAAACCUAGCACCCACAGAAACACUGUAAAUUAUUUUUACUUUUACAGUUACCUUAAAAACUUUUACAGUUACUCAUGAAGACUCAUGAGCUAAACUAGAAAUGUUCCUAAUAGGAGGUUAGAUGACCUGUGAAAAUUCAGCGCUCAGAUGUCUGUAAGUCAGGGACUUUACUGUAAUAAGAUUUAAUCUGAAAGGACUAGAGGAAACUGACAUAUUUUAUGUUACUGUAAAUAAGUAUUUUUCCUUAAUCAUGCAGAAAUUUAAUUUGGUAAGCUCACCAAGAAAAGUAAUUGAUUUUUUGGUAAAUACUAAAUUAUGUUCCUUUAUAAGCUUAAUAAAAAAUUUUUUGAAACAGGUUUGCUUUUUUAGUAUAGUUUUUUUUCCUAUUAAAGAGCACAAAGGUUACUCAUUUUAAACAUUCAGUAAGAAAUCAUGCUAAAUGGUAAUCAAGGAAGACAGCAUUAGGUUUUUAAAGUUACUAGUACUGGUUUAAUGUAGAUAGUACAAAAAUUAGUACAGUUUAAAUAAAUAUCAGUAAUCAAGAUUGAGUCCUAGAAUGAGCUAUGCACAAAGUAAUUCUAGUCUUGCCUGUUUGUGAAUAAAGUUUUUUUCU
Messenger RNA from Chinchilla lanigera (long-tailed chinchilla), 1992 nucleotides. It is a transcript of the gene Esd, whose product is annotated as esterase D. Gene Ontology annotation, cellular component: cytosol. Gene Ontology annotation, molecular function: S-formylglutathione hydrolase activity. Lineage: Eukaryota; Metazoa; Chordata; Mammalia; Rodentia; Chinchillidae. The record is from RefSeq and is a predicted model, not a curated record. Gene Ontology annotation, biological process: formaldehyde catabolic process.